CCCUGCCCGCCCCUCAAGGGCGGAGGCUCCGGGGCUCCUCCCUCGCCGGUCCCGGGCUGGCGCGGGCCGGAGGAGGCGGCUCCGGGCCGCGGGAGACGCUCUGUGCCCAUGGCGGCCGCGGCGGAGGGGCCGCCCGAGGCCGGCGCGCAGCCCCCCAAGCAGGAUCCUGCUGUUGAAACUGCAGAGGAAGCUAAGGAGCCAGCGGAGGCAGACAUCAAUGAACUCUGCAAAGACAUGUUCAGCAAAAUGGCCACUUACUUGACAGGUGAACUGACAGCCACCAGUGAAGACUACAAACUCUUGGAAAACAUGAAUAAGCUGACUAGCUUGAAGUACUUAGAAAUGAAAGAUAUUGCUAUAAACAUCAGUAGAAACCUGAAGGAUUUAAACCAAAAAUAUGCUGAUCUUCAGCCAUAUCUGGAACAGAUAAACCUAAUUGAAGAACAGGUUGCAGCUCUGGAGCAGGCAGCUUAUAAAUUGGAUGCAUAUUCCAAAAAACUUGAAGCCAAGUACAAAAAACUGGAGAAACGAUGAAAUUACAACAGUAUGUAAGGUGGAAUUGGGCAGUGAAUCGGAUUAAUCUCUGGUUUUGCACAGCAGCAAUUCUGUAUGUUGACAAGGAUUUGGUUACAGCUGACAUGGAGACUGGAAACUUUUUCCAGCUGUUGAAUACAGUAGGCUGUAUUCAGGCCUAAGGCUGAAUAAUACUUUCCUCUUCUCAAGGGUACUGUUGCCUCAGUUCUGCAGUGAGAAGUAGAAGCUUGUCUUUAGCUCAUGUCGAUACUGGCUAUAUGUGUGUUCGUCCUGUUUUGCACAUGAAAUACUUGGUCUAGGGAAAGUCGUCCAUAAUCUGUAAAGACAUUUUCCCUUAGUAGCAGCAGGACCUAAACUUCAAGUUUUCCUUUGUUGAGCUCUGUUGGGAAGAUACCUGGACCUUUGGACUUAAUGGGUGGGGUAUUGAAAACAUUUCAUUUUGGUAUCCCCUUUUAUCUGUUUGAAAUAGAAAGACUAAUCACAAAUUUACAAUAAACUUGCUGCAUUUA
Molecule: messenger RNA, 1043 nt
Organism: Prinia subflava (tawny-flanked prinia)
Lineage: Eukaryota; Metazoa; Chordata; Aves; Passeriformes; Cisticolidae
Gene: BLOC1S2
Product: biogenesis of lysosomal organelles complex 1 subunit 2
Exons: 5
Coding region: 109-534 (141 amino acids)
Biological process (GO): lysosome localization; endosomal transport
Cellular component (GO): BORC complex; gamma-tubulin complex; BLOC-1 complex
Molecular function (GO): gamma-tubulin binding
Source: RefSeq, a predicted model, not a curated record